AUGAGGCGGCAGAAGCUGUAUUCAAAUGCGGUCCGCCGGCAGAACAAAACCAUGAGUAGGAUUGCCAGUCUACCAGCAAAGGAUGCGGAGAGCAGCCAGAAGAAAGUGUCCAGGAUGAAGGCUUUGGAGUAUGCUAAAACCAUCUCCAAACCUCUGCAGUCUAAAACAAAAGAGAAAAGACAGUUGGACUCUGAUGACCUGACUGAGCCUGCUCCUUGUGUGGAGGGACUGGUCCUCUCCCGGACGACCUCCCUGGAACUCACCUCCCUGGAACUCCUCAGGAAGAGACACGAGGAGGAGAAGCUGGCAGUGGCAAUGUUACGCAAAAUACACAUGGUCUGA
This is a messenger RNA of Knipowitschia caucasica, 342 nucleotides long. Lineage: Eukaryota; Metazoa; Chordata; Actinopteri; Gobiiformes; Gobiidae. The record is from the annotation of a GenBank genome assembly.